This is a messenger RNA of Salvelinus namaycush (lake trout), 2169 nucleotides long. RefSeq names its product CCR4-NOT transcription complex, subunit 2 (gene cnot2). Bases 66 to 1634 code for a protein of 522 amino acids. The transcript has 15 exons. The record is from RefSeq and is a predicted model, not a curated record. Gene Ontology annotation, cellular component: P-body; CCR4-NOT core complex. Gene Ontology annotation, biological process: nuclear-transcribed mRNA poly(A) tail shortening; regulation of stem cell population maintenance; regulation of DNA-templated transcription. Lineage: Eukaryota; Metazoa; Chordata; Actinopteri; Salmoniformes; Salmonidae.
CUGAAUACACAGCCAUCUUGGAUCUAGCUACGAGGAGAAGGGAAAUUAAUGCGGUGACAAACGGCAUGUUCAGUGCUACGAGAAAGAAGUUUGUAGAGGGGGUGGAAAGUGACUACCCUGAUGAGAACAUGUACUACAGCCAGCCGUCCAUGUACCCACAUCGGUCGGACAAAGACAUGCUCUCGUCUCCCUCACCGUCGUCAUCAGGUCAACUAUCCCAGCUUGGGGCCAGUUUAUAUGGCCCACAGAGUGCACUAGGCUUCUCGAUAAGGGGCAUGGGUAACAACACGCCUCAGUUAAACCGCAGCUUAACGCAAGGCACUCCGCUACCGAGCCAUAUCACCCCCACCACUGGGGUACCCACCAUGUCCCUCCAUACUCCACCCUCGCCAAGCAGGGGGAUCCUGCCGAUGAACUCGAGGAACAUGCUGAACCACUCCCAGGUGGGCCAGGGCAUUGGGAUGGGCGGCGGCAGGACCAACAGCAUGGGCAGCUCAGGGCUGGGCAGCCCCAACCGCAGCCCCCCCAGCAUUAUCUGUAUGCCCAAACAGCAGCCUGCACGGCAGCCCUUCACCAUCAACAGCAUGUCGGGAUUCGGGAUGAACCGGAACCAGGCGUUUGGAAUGAACAACUCGUUAUCAAGCAACAUCUUCAAUGGCACAGACGGCAGUGAAAACGUGACGGGGCUAGACCUGUCUGACUUCCCUGCGUUAGCAGACAGGAGUCGGAGGGAAGGAAGCGCAAACCCAACGCCACUACUUAACCCACUAGCUGGAAGGGCCCCCUAUGUUGGCAUGGUGACGAAGCCAUCGAACGAGCCGACGCAGGAUUUCUCCAUCCACAACGAGGACUUCCCUGCACUGCCUGGGCCCAACUACAAGGACUCCACGUUGAGCAACGAUGACAGCAAAACAAACCUAAACUCUACAGGCAAGAGCACGUCCAGUGCAGACGGUCCUAAGUUCCCCGGAGACAAGACGAGCUCAGCACAGAACAACAGCCAGAAGAAAGGGAUCCAGGUGUUACCUGACGGGCGGGUGACGAACAUUCCCGGGGGAAUGGUGACGGACCAGUUUGGGAUGAUUGGCUUGCUGACGUUUAUCCGAGCAGCGGAGACGGACCCGGGCAUGGUGCACUUGGCACUGGGGAGUGACCUCACAACGCUUGGACUCAACCUCAACUCUCCAGAAAACCUGUACCCCAAGUUUGCUUCCCCCUGGGCAUCAGCACCGUGUCGACCUCAAGACAUUGACUUCCACGUCCCCUCUGAGUACUUAACCAACAUCCACAUAAGGGACAAGCUGGCAGCUAUUAAACUGGCGCGGUACGGUGAAGACCUGCUGUUCUAUCUGUACUACAUGAACGGAGGAGACCUGCUACAGCUCCUGGCAGCAGUAGAGCUCUUUAACCGGGAUUGGCGGUACCACAAAGAGGAGCGGGUGUGGAUCACGCGGGCGCCGGGCAUGGAGCCCACACUAAAGACCAACACCUAUGAGAGGGGGACCUACUACUUCUUUGAUUGUCUUAACUGGAGGAAGGUAGCCAAGGAGUUCCACCUGGAGUACGAAAAGCUAGAAGAGAGGCCCCACGUCCCAUCUACCUUCAACUACAACCCAGCUCAGCAGGCCUUCUGAGGCCUAGUACAGUCCCAGGGGGACCGCUGUCCCUGCAUACCUUCCUCCCAGCCUGAAGAGGAUGGUGCGCUGCGGCCCAGGCAUCCAUCCUGGUUUUUAUUCCUUGAGGAUCUGGCUAAAAUGACUUCAGAGGAGGCGCUCACCACCGCGUAAGGGUGGGGAAAAUUGAGCCCUGCCUUUCCCAAAUUAUGUGCUGCCCAAACACCUCCACUUGUUCUGUUUUUAUUCCUUUCCUUUCAUCGUUUUUGUUUUGUUUUUGACCAGGAUCUGUGUUUUGUUUACGUCUCUGAAUCAGAAGCCUGUUUGGUCCAAGGUAGGAAAACGGACAAUACCGACACACUUUACAGUGACAGAACAAGGGUUAUGCCUCAUCUCCCCCCCACCCCCCAAGUGUUAAGAACAGAGAAAGGUGGGGAAGGCUAAGCCAACAAGUACCAUCCCACACGUGAGAACGAAAGGGCGGAAGAAGUGCAAUGUUCAUUGUUGCAUUAUUUAGUAAUAAAAGAACACAAAGAUUGUUUGUGCUUUUUUUUCA